CACAUAUCGAGCUUAGUUAGCCCUGCUGGAGAAAUCGAAAGAACAAGGUGGAGAAUGAGGGACAAUUAGUAGUUGUUUCCUCCUAAAUAUUUGGCAGAAAAUAUUCGGCCUGAUAGAAAGAGGUUAGCCUUCGAGCUACCAGAAGCUAACCCUCUGUGGAAAAUCAGCAACGAGUUUCCAUCUAUGAAAAAAACAUCAAGUGAGAUGGGAACCGGAGCACAGAAAGGUCUUCAGCAGCACCAUGCCUGUUAACAUUGGGAGGUUCUUGCCAAUCAGCUUCUGAUCCCUGAACAAAGGCACUAAUUUCGGGCACAGAGGACAUUAAACAUGAAGGAAGUAAAGGAGAAGCAGGAACCAGAACAUCAGCCAGAUUCUCAAACCACAGUGGAACCAGAACUCCGCGGAGUUAAAGAAGAACAAGUUGAACUGCAGAUAUUUGGAACUGAAGGCCAGCUUUCUGUGAAGCAAGAGAAAAGCAUAUUUGUGGAUGUCAAGAUAUCCCACAAUAAACCAGAGAUAAAGGAGGAACCAGAACCCCGACUGAUAGAAGAUGAGGAACCAGAAAUUGAACAGUUGCAAGAGGAAGAAGAGGAACUGGAACCUGGACAGUUUAAAGAAGAAGAGGAGGAACUAGAACCUGGGCAGAUUAAAGAGGAGGAUCUCUACAGUUAUGCAGAAAAGCAGGAGACUGAAAGCUUCUUAAUAACUCCAACUCUUGAGCAAAAAGACAACAGUGAAGCAGAACCACACGGAGACCAUCUCCUCUCUGCCAGAUACCAUCAGAAUCAACCUCAACAAGGAAGCAACCAGAACCAUUCUGGGUCAAGCAGAGUCAAAGAUCUGAACGACUCUGUAAAGGAAAAACACUCAUCCUGUAAAGUUUGUGGUAAAAGUUUCACUCAGCAACGGUACCUGGCAGUUCAUAGCAGAAUUCACAGUGAUGAGAAGCCAUAUUCUUGUGACACCUGUGGCAAAUCUUUCAGGUAUACCCACAAUUUGACCUGUCACAUCAGAACUCACACAGGGGAGAAGCUGUUUUCGUGUAAGAUCUGUGGAAAAUCUUUCAGGCAUAGCUCUAAUUUGACCCGUCACAUCAGAACUCACACAGGGGAGAAGAAGUUUUCUUGUAAGCUCUGUGGAAUUUCUUUCUAUUUCAGUGAUCAAUUAACUACUCACAUGAGGAUUCACACAGGGGAGAGACCGUAUACCUGCAAUGUCUGUAGUAAAUGUUUCAGUAAGAACUGGCAGUUGAUUGAUCACAUGAGAUCCCACAGCGAUGAGAAGCCGUAUUCAUGUGACACGUGUGGUAGAUCCUUUAGGUACAGAGGUGAUUUGACUCGUCACAUUAGAACUCACACAGGGGAGAAGCCGUUUUCUUGUAAACGCUGUGGAAAGUCUUUCACUGACAACAGUCAACUAACUGUUCACAAGAGGACUCACAUGGCCGAGAAGCCAUUCCGUUGUUUCAUUUGUGGUAAAAGUUUCAUACAGAAAGCUAACCUGCUUUAUCAUAUUGGAAAUCACACGGGGGAGAGACCAUUCCAGUGUGAACGCUGUGAUAAAUCCUUCAAACGAAGCACUGAUCUGGCCUGUCACUUGAGAACCCACACCGGUGAGAGACCAUACUCCUGUGAGCUCUGUGGUAGAUCUUUCAUAUAUAGCAGUGAUCUGACUCGUCACAUUCGCUCUCACAAGGGGGAGAAGUCAUUCCAGUGUGAACACUGUGAUAAAUCCUUCAUUCACAGUAGUGAUCUGACACGUCACGUUAGGAUUCACAGUGAUGAAAGGCCAUAUUCUUGUGAACUAUGUGAUAAAUCUUUUAAGCAGAAGGGGGACCUGACUACUCACGUAAAAAUUCACACUGGCCAGAAGCCCUUCUCAUGUGAUACAUGUGGACGAAGUUUUAACAGACACUACAACCUGAUUUCGCAUAAAAGGACCCACACAGGGGAGAAGCCGUUCCUUUGUGGGGUUUGUGGUAAAGGUUUUGUAAAGAAUAAAUCCCUGGAAUAUCACAUGAAAACACACGGGAGAGAAGUGUUUCAGUGUGAACUGUGCGAAAGAUCUUUCAUCCAAAGCAGUGAUCUGGCUCGUCACCUAAAAACUCACACACCUGAGAAGUUGGAUCCUUGAGUUUAACAGGAUAUGUUGGUCGGGAGUAGUGAUUUGGAGGUAGUGUGGCAGCAGAUUAAAGCUGCUGUUUAAAUUGAAGUGGUUCCCUCUGAGAAUUUUGACUGUAUCCAAAUCUCCUACAGGUUAUGAACUUUAGCUUUUAUGUGUUUGCUGCCACUCUAGGAGUUUGUAAAACCUAAAAAGUGAAGAACCUCUCCUGGAUGAGAGGCGACACUUCUUCUAAAAAGCUUCACGUCCAGUUGGCUAAAUUAAACCUGACUAGCAAAACCAAUGUGGUUUAAAAUUUUUCAUUAUUUUUGCCUCUGUGGCUUAAAACCUCAUCUGUCCUUCACAACCUUAGUGUUCACCCCAAAUCUCUGACCGAUGACAGCAAGCACACAGAACCCUCCUUUUACAU
This is a messenger RNA of Cyprinodon variegatus (sheepshead minnow), 2530 nucleotides long. RefSeq names its product gastrula zinc finger protein XlCGF57.1-like. Gene Ontology annotation, molecular function: DNA-binding transcription factor activity, RNA polymerase II-specific; RNA polymerase II cis-regulatory region sequence-specific DNA binding. The transcript has 3 exons. Lineage: Eukaryota; Metazoa; Chordata; Actinopteri; Cyprinodontiformes; Cyprinodontidae. The record is from RefSeq and is a predicted model, not a curated record. Gene Ontology annotation, biological process: regulation of transcription by RNA polymerase II. The coding region runs from base 328 to 2133 and encodes 601 amino acids.